Messenger RNA from Fulvia fulva, 1143 nucleotides. RefSeq lists its product as uncharacterized. The transcript has a single exon. The coding region runs from base 1 to 1143 and encodes 380 amino acids. The record is from RefSeq and is a predicted model, not a curated record. Lineage: Eukaryota; Fungi; Ascomycota; Dothideomycetes; Mycosphaerellales; Mycosphaerellaceae.
AUGGCUUCGGAUGAAGAGGACAGGAUCUCUCGGCCUGCACGUAGAACUGAGCAAGCCUCGCGCCCGAUCCCACCUCAGGAGGAUUUGCUGCAGCCGGGAUUACUUGGAUAUUAUUCUGACUCAAAAGACGACAGCUCGGAGCAGGGACUCAAGGAGGAUGAGUCGGCACAGCCGUCCAUACUCGGAGAACCAGCCAAAGCCACAGGGGAAACCAGAGGCACCUAUACUUCUGGCAAGCUUGUGGUGCGGCCUCACAUUGAUCAUUUUGCGGAUGCUAGGCUGCGCGUUGGCCCUGUCCCCGGUCGCAGCAGCAUCGCGGAGAGAUCACGCGCUGCUGGAAGGCGUGCUGCUGAAAGAGAUUACUUUGGUGCCUCGGGCGCCCAUAAGAUUCGUCACGGAUCUGAACUGGGUCUGGCAAACGCCUUUGCCACCGGCGUGGGCAGGGCGGUAAAUGACACGUCUCUCGUCGAGCGAAUCGCAGAGUAUGCGGAAGUCUGCUUUCGCCAUGAUGGAAUUCACGGAACCUUGUCUCUGCUGGAAAAGGCGGCGACAGCGAUGGACCCAUGGAUGGACAUGACUGAGCUCCGCGACAGCAUCAACAGGCUUGUACAGGCCUAUGAACUUGAUCUCACCACGGAGCUGCUCACAACGGACAGUGCUGAUGUUGCUUGGUUGUGCCGAGUGAUAGCCUCGGCGAAACUCAUACCUCAUGAAUUCCAUAUUCCGGUGAAGCUGCUAAGACGCAGAGCCAAUGGGCGCAUUCGGGGGGACAUUGGUCAGGCUACCAGCAUUUUCUCGACCCUUGAUACAAACGAAGGAGCCACGCUAUCGAAGGAAGACUUUGGCAUCGUGCAGAAGCUGAUUCUUCGGAGUGAUGCCUACAUGAGGUACAAGGACGCCCUCUUCCUCUCCGUACUUGGCAUAUAUAGACAGAUCCUUCUGAGCCGCCUUGAAGAAGAAGCACGAAGGGCUGACGGCGCCACAAGCAUGGAAGAUUCCAUGCUCGCUGUAGCUUAUGAGCUGUCUUUCGUGCCAAAGGAUGCUGUCACGCUGAUGGAAAUGCACAGUAGCGCCUUCCCGGGCUGUAACACCUUCAUGGACACCUGCAAAGCAUGGGUUGAGGAACCCAUGCGAGAGACGUGA